AUGGCCCGACGGAUGCGGAAAACAUGCUGCCAGCCCUGGCCCGGGGACGGCGGCAUGGCAUGGUGCUGGUGCACGGAUAGCCCGCUCCGUUCGCCUUGUGGGCCCAAUAAUGAGGUCCUGCGCAGAAUAUCGGCUCUUCGUUGGCAAAAUAUACACGAUGUGGGCCGCGAAACUAUUGUUGCUUCGUAUCCUGCUCAAACUGCUGCAGGCAAGCCGCUGGAAUUACGUUAUUAUGAUUGUAACCAGUGA
Molecule: messenger RNA, 249 nt
Organism: Akanthomyces muscarius
Lineage: Eukaryota; Fungi; Ascomycota; Sordariomycetes; Hypocreales; Cordycipitaceae
Exons: 2
Coding region: 1-249 (82 amino acids)
Source: RefSeq, a predicted model, not a curated record